Molecule: messenger RNA, 228 nt
Organism: Macrosiphum euphorbiae (potato aphid)
Lineage: Eukaryota; Metazoa; Arthropoda; Insecta; Hemiptera; Aphididae
Source: the annotation of a GenBank genome assembly
AUGCCAUGCAGCAGACGCAGGAUCUGGAACAUUAUCGGGAUUAGCAGGACGAAUUUGAAGAUGGACCGUCGCCGAAGGACAUGUAACGGAAAAGCUGUAUCAGCUAAACCGGCAUUAGGACAGGUCACCCCGGCACGUGUUCCUUCUGUGCCCGGCCUAGGGGAAACGGAAGAGAAAGCUAUAGGCUGUGCAGAUGAUCUAGGUGCGCUUGCCCAAGUGGGUGUUUGA